AUGGUGAAGCACAGAAAGAGUAAUUUGCAAGUAAAACACAGUAACACAUCGGACGCGAGCGGUUCGAGCAGCGAAAACACCAAACCACGCAGUCCAAUCGUAACUGUGUGGAAAACAACACUAGGUGUAUUAUGCCUAAUAAUAGCCGUGUAUAUUGGUACCCUGGGGUACUUAGAAACAAGAGUAAACACACCAUUUGAUGGCGAUAAGGCAGUGCAAGAUUCGGGUCUCUCUGUACCAGACAGAUAUUGGGGCACAUAUCGUCCUGGGGUCUACUUUGGGCUGAAAAACCGUGAGCCAAGAUCUCCUGUUUUUGGGAUGAUGUGGUAUGAGUUAGCUGCAGCUACCCAUAAAGGCAUAAGGCACUGGUGUGAUCAAAACGACAACCUACCUAGCUAUGGAUGGAUAAGACAUGACGGUUUCACAUUUGGGGAGCAGACUAUAUCAGAUCCACCGCAUAAUAUUGUUACCACUUUCAUAAAAACUCCAGGCGGGGAGCACGGAGGCCAUUGGACUGCUAGAAUUAAUGUUACUUCUGUUGAUAAGCUUAAUGCAGCGUUCGUCCUGAUAUGGUAUGGAGCUCUAGACGAAGUACAUUUGGUGCCACAUCAAGGCAAACUAUUGCAUACUUCCUACGCGGAUGCGCAUGCGCCGGGCCUACACCUGCUAAAGGAGAAGUACUAUUCUCUAUUAAAAGUAGAGAAGCAUCCCGCUUUCGGUCGUCUUGCAGUAAUUGGAGGGGAUGACGAGCUUAACGAUAAGGAAAAGGAAGUCAACUUUGUUCCAAUUCAAAUGCUGGUCGAGACACCGUUUGUACUAGAUGUUGUUUAUACAACGGAGGACUUACCCACACCCCCAUUGAAGGGGGAGGAAUAUACCAAGGUGCUGGAACAGAAGAGGACGUCGUUUGAUACGAGAUUUGAGGAGGAGUUCAAAUUGAAGGAGAAAGGGUAUACAGAAACAGAUGCAGCUAUAGCAAAAGCGGCGAUGUCCAACAUGAUUGGUGGUAUCGGCUACUUCUAUGGCACGAGCCGGGUCCAAUCCAGGUAUACACGCGAGCCGGUGCCCUAUUGGAAAGCGCCGUUGUAUACCGGCGUUCCGAGCAGAUCCUUCUUCCCCCGGGGCUUUCUCUGGGAUGAAGGUUUCCAUGGCCUGCUCAUCGGAAGGUGGUCACCGGAUAUCCAGAUGGACAUAGCGGCUCAUUGGCUGGAUUUGAUAAAUGUUGAAGGCUGGAUACCUAGAGAGCAAAUAUUAGGUUCUGAGGCCCUGGCCCGUGUGCCCAAAGAAUUCGUUGUGCAGAGCAACGCGGCUGCCAAUCCGCCCAUGCUGCUCAUCCAAAUCGCGAACAUGGUCAAACGCCGGCCGCACAUCUUCCAACGGGACUCGAAACAUCGGCGGACGCUUGAUAGGAUGUUCCCUAGACUGCAGGCCUGGUACAAUUGGUUCUUGAACAGCCAAAAAGGUGCGGAACCCACGUCCUACCGCUGGCGAGGUAGAGAGGAAGAUGGGUUACAGCUUAACCCUAAAACUCUUACGUCGGGCUUAGAUGACUAUCCCAGAGCCUCCCAUCCCUCCAAUAUUGAGAGACACGUCGACCUUCGCUGUUGGAUGUAUGCAGCAGCUGAUGCUAUGACGACCAUAGCCGAUAUGCUGCAAAGGGACACUUCGAAAUUUGAAGCGAUUCGAGACCAAUUGGGUGACGAGGAACUGUUGAAUGAGUUGCAUUGGUCGUCACAUACAAACACGUACGCGGACUAUGGUCUACACACGGACGGUGUGAAACUCGUUCGUCAAGUGGGAAAAACACCAGCAGAGGGGUCUAAAGUCGUUCGUUCCGUCACCAGUCCACCCCAGGAGAAGUUGGUCACGUCUGCCUUCGGUUACAUAUCACUGUUUCCAAUGCUGCUGAAAGUGUUAAAACCAAGUAGCGAAAAAUUGGGCAAAAUCCUAGAGGUUCUGGACAAGCCGGAAUUGCUGUGGUCGCCCUAUGGUUUGAGAUCGCUCUCAAAAUCCGCGCCUCUAUAUAUGAAGAGGAACACAGAACACGACCCACCGUACUGGCGUGGGCAAGUGUGGAUCAAUAUUAAUUACUUAGCGGUGUCCGCGUUGAAGCACUACGCGGGUACGGGCGGGCCGCACGCUGCGCGCGCGCAGCAGUUGCACACACGGCUCAAGGCGAACUUAGUUGGUAAUAUAAUAUCUCAAUAUAAAAAGACGGGAUACCUCUGGGAGCAAUAUUCGGACCAAGACGGCAGAGGAUCCGGCUGUAAGCCUUUUACUGGGUGGACCGCUCUCUUUGUGCUAAUGAUGGCUGACGAAUAUUAA
Leptosia nina is the source of this 2325-nucleotide messenger RNA. NCBI's taxonomy places the organism in Eukaryota, Metazoa, Arthropoda, Insecta, Lepidoptera, Pieridae. The record is from the annotation of a GenBank genome assembly.